This is a messenger RNA of Penicillium daleae, 1572 nucleotides long. RefSeq names its product Glycerophosphoinositol permease 1. Gene Ontology annotation, biological process: carboxylic acid transport; transmembrane transport. The record is from RefSeq and is a predicted model, not a curated record. Gene Ontology annotation, cellular component: plasma membrane. The coding region runs from base 1 to 1572 and encodes 523 amino acids. The transcript has 5 exons. Gene Ontology annotation, molecular function: carboxylic acid transmembrane transporter activity. NCBI's taxonomy places the organism in Eukaryota, Fungi, Ascomycota, Eurotiomycetes, Eurotiales, Aspergillaceae.
AUGGCCAUCGAAGACGCGCCAGCCACCCCCGAGGAGCGCGAUGUCUCCAAGGCUGAGGUUCACGCUAAGGUUGAUGUUGUGGAUGACCACUCACACGAGGUCUCGACGAAGCGACAGAGUCUCUCAGACCUGUUUACGAUCUUUGCAAGCGGCUUCGCUCUGAUCAGUGAUGGAUACCAAAACAACCUCAUGACUAUGACCAACGUCCUGCUCAAGAGUGAAUACCCCAAGGAGUAUACCACGCUUGUUAGCACUCGCGUAUCUAAUGCACUCCUUGUGGGUGAAAUCAUCGGCCAGGUUGUUGUUGGUCUGACCUGCGACUAUUUUGGCCGAAAGAUGGCUAUUGUUUUCACCACCCUGAUGAUCGUCGUCGGAGGCAUCCUGGCCACCGCCGCACAUGGUGUUACCAUUAACGGCAUGUUCUGGAUGAUGACCGUAGCUCGUGGAAUUGUUGGCUUUGGCACUGGUGGCGAGUAUCCCGCAUCGUCGACAUCUGCCUCCGAGGCCGCCAAUGACCUGAUGCCGAAGCAUCGAGGCCCAGCUUUCAUUAUGGUCACCAACUUCCCCCUGUCAUUUGGCGGCCCGUUCGCAGUAUCCAUCUUCUUGAUCGUCCUCGCAGCUUGUCACCAGUCGCACCUCAGCACUGUGUGGCGAGUAUGCUUCGGAAUUGGAUGUAUCUGGCCACUCUCCGUUUUCUACUUCCGAAUCCGCAUGCUCAACUCCAAACUUUACCGUCGUGGCGCGAUCAAACAACAUGUUCCGUACAAGCUUGUCAUACGGUAUUAUUGGAAGACAUUGAUUGGGACAUGCGGUGCUUGGUUCCUCUAUGGUAUGUCUCUAUACAUGAAUACUGAUUUUGCCAGUGGACUCGUCAUUGAUGUACUAUCUAUAGACUUCGUCACCUUCCCCAAUGGUGUCUUCUCGGGCACAAUUAUCUCGUCUGUGGUCAAGAACGGCACAAUCCGUGAAACAGGCGAAUGGCAGCUCCUCCUUGGAGCAAUUGCCCUCCCUGGUGUCUUUCUCGGUGCUAUCCUCUGUGACCGUGUUGGUCGUAAAAACAUCAUGAUGAUCGGAUUCAGCGGAUACCUCGUUUUCGGCCUCAUCAUUGGAUGCGCCUUUGAUCGCAUCACCAAGAUCCUUCCUCUCUUCAUUAUCUUCUACGGUCUGAUGCAGAGCUCCGGCAACUUUGGUCCCGGAAAUAUGUUGGGUCUAAUGUCCUCGGAGUCCUAUGCCACCGGCGUGCGUGGAACAUGCUACGGCCUCUCAGCCGCGGUUGGAAAAGCCGGGGCAGCUAUUGGCACGCAGGCGUUUCAGCCAAUUUCCAACAAUCUUGGGAAGAAGUGGACUUUUAUCAUUGCUGCGAUCUGUGGUGUAGUCGGCAUUCUGGUCACUUGGUUCUUCGUGCCGGAUCUCACUGGAGAGGAUCUGCGUCUGCGCGACGAGAAGUUCCGGGCUUACCUUGUGUCGCAUGGGUGGGAUGGAUCUAUGGGAGAGGAUGACCUGAAGGCUGAUGCAGGCGAGGGGAUCCAUACGGAGAAUUUUGUCUCGGCUACCGCUGCAAAGGCAGCUUAA